UUAGUUUAUAAAUGUAGCGUGCAAAGAGACACCGAUUUCAUUAAAUGCUUUCAUUUAUCUAGUAUGAAAUAUUCCGUUCUUUUGAUUUCAACAAUUGGAUUGCUGUUAACAAGUUUUCAGGGGUUACGGAGUCAAUCGUCAUUCCCGUACUAUGGAGGUCCCGUAGUUUAUCCCAACGACAGUGAUGAUGACGAUUUAGGAAUACUUUUGACAAUACUUCUCCUCGCUACAAGAAAUCGAAACUGUGGUGGAUAUGGCUGCGGAGGAAAUAAUUGCUGCAACAGCAACAGUAGACCUCUCCUCGUACCCUGCCCGAUUCCAAUUCCAAUGAACUACCAUAUAAUAUCUUACUUCGAUAGAAGUUCCGAGGAAUAUGAUUCUGACGAGUACGAUUGGGGAGCUGGCUUUUUGAGUACUGACGUUUCGGCUGGUGGUGGUGGAGGUUGCGGCGGCGGUUCCUCCCGAUCGAAUAGCGAUCCCAAACAAGUAGUCGUAAUUGAUGCUAACAAUGGAGCCAGCAAAACCGAUGAAGCAUCUGGAAUUGGGGUAAAUGUUGACGUGCCCGUAGACACUGACGCCUUAAAUAUAGAUCCGUAAAGAUCCUUGAAACAGGUUUUAAUAUUGCAGCGAUUCCUCAAAGUUGGUCAUAUGUCCUCUGACCUCCUUCAUUGUGCUUACUAUACAAAUAUAACAAUUUCAUGAAUUAGCCAUGUCAAAUAAAUGACAUUUUGCUGUCUCAGCACAUAAAGUUAAUUUUUAAAUAAUUAUAGUAACUUAAUCCUUUGAACGGAGCUUUCACAUCUGUACUAUCUCAUUGAUAGAUCAAAACUGGUGUUUUAAGUAUUAAAAAUUCCUAAACACCGACAUUGUUCAAAGUUAGUUUAUUCUUUUCAUCGCCAAGAUUAGAACAUACGCUAAUAUUUACAUAACGUUUGGUUUUUCUUUUCACGCCAUAAUCGUUUAAAGAUUGUAUUUAGAAAUUUGUGUCACUAAUAACAUCAUACGAUACCAUUAUAAGCAAUUACCAUUCUUCAUGUAUUACAUAUCUGUUAAAGUAUUUAAAUAUUUUAUUUAAGUUUAGACUCGAUUUUUUUUUUGUAAAAUCGAUCCUAUAGAAAAUUUAUUAUAUACUAAAAUGUAUAUCCAUUGUGAAAUAUGAGGUAUUACGCUAAUGAAGUACUUCAAAAAUGUCAUAGCGAUUCAUUAUUAUGUAAUGUUUCUUGUUAUAAGAUAAAAAGUUUCUUCAUCGUAAAAUGUUUCAUUAUGUUGAUGAACUGAAUUAACUAAUGUUAUAAAAACACAUAACACGUUACGAACUAAAGUUGUUAAUAAAGUUUUAAUAUAAGCCACAUUUUACUUUU
Messenger RNA from Bombyx mori (domestic silkworm), 1361 nucleotides. RefSeq lists its product as uncharacterized. Bases 64 to 597 code for a protein of 177 amino acids. Lineage: Eukaryota; Metazoa; Arthropoda; Insecta; Lepidoptera; Bombycidae. The record is from RefSeq and is a predicted model, not a curated record. The transcript is spliced from 2 exons.